AUGGAGUGUUUUCGACUAAACGGUAUAAGACGUUUGUUUCUAUUCCCAAUACGACUUCGAAAAACAAGGGUUUUCCUUUCGGUAAUGGUUGCUUUGGCGAUUUUACAUUUAUACCUCUUUAACUGCGAACGUUUCCCGCACGAUCGACUGAUUAGGUGUAGGGAUGCAGGCAAGAUGGCGAGUUUAGCUACACUAGUCAUUGAUGUUAAUCUUCAAAAGGCCAAGGGCUCAAACAGUCGGCCAGGGAAGCUAGGUGGCUACGAAAAGCGAAACAAGAAUAGCAAAAAUCCACCACCAGUUUCACAGCCAAGUUUAGUAACAACAGAUGAUGCAGAAAGAACUGACUCUUAUGAGAGCAGCUCGCGGGUGACGUUAAUUUCAACAAAUGCGACUAAAGAACAAAGCCAUGGUCGCUGCAAAGACGAUACGCUCCUCACGAGGUCGAACAAGCAUACUUAUGGCACUUGCACGCCACAUAAAGCUGCUGACGAUGCUUGCGGCCUUGCCGAAAGACUUUACUUUUACGACCCUUCUUUAUCUGAAUGUAAGACAAACAAGGAGAAAGGCGAAAUCUGUUCUUUAACCACUAAAAUUGUUAAGAAGAGAACAGUACUUAAAGCUAACUGCGACAGCCGAAUAUGCAGAAAAUUUGAAACUCACAAGAAUAGCAAAUCUCAAAGUGAUUCGUUGAUUUUUGGUGUCUUUGUGUUAGAUCCGGAAGAAGGGCUUUUGAGGUCUGCUAGAAACUUUUCACAAGUUUCAGAACUAGAAACACAAUUACCGCGGAUAGCAGUUCAGUCUUUCCAAAACAAGUUCAACUUCGUAUUUGUUAAAUGCUUUAGUGCAGUGAAUGAGCAGAGUUUGUUUUCGCAGUUGAUCACCAUUCCAGCAGAGAUCACGACUGAAAAGGCACCAAAACAAAGAGCGAAAAAUACCAUAAAUGUAAACAUUGUACUGUUGGAUUCCGUCUCUAGACCACACUUUUACCGCUCUCUACCCAAAACAAUCCAGACUUUUAAGACACUGACUCAGAGAGCACUCUCAGCAAAAGUGUUUGACUUUGAGCUGUUUCAAGCCGUGCACGGACACACGACGCACAAUGAGCAUGCGCUAUUCACUGGUCAGCUACUGCCAGAGUUAGACCCAGAGGUGAGGUCCCCUUCAGUGAAACCGGAAGUGCUUUUUGGACAAUUCAAAACUGCUGGAUACCAGACCCUGUGGCAAGACGAUCUAUGUUGGACGGGUGGUUGGGGACUAGUGAAUGACCUGGCCGCGGAUGACUGGGAGGAACUGCACAGCAAACUUAAAGAAAGCUCUGUGGACAACACGGGUAAUCUUUUAACUCACAAUUGUUACAAACCACAACAAAAAAUUGUGACGUAGCCGAUGACUGCGUGGCUUAGUAGAAAAGUGCUAAUUGGUAGUCAUCAAUGUUCUCUUGUACCGUAGCCUGUACCACAGACCUUUUUUCUCUCUAGACAUCGUCGAGCGCGAGCGCACGCGAAAGAAAAUAAAAACCGCGGUAGAUUGUUUGACCGCACAGCCAAGGAGUUGGUGCAUCCUUGCUUGGCUCGCGCGUAGAAAGGAAAUACGUCUGUGGACAGGCUAGCGGGGUGAGUGCAAGGUAUAUAACUCAAACGCUUGCAAUAAAACGAUGCCCUAUUAAGAUAUCGCGUGCCUAAAAUGCUUAUGUAUGAGAAAAAUCAACGUUCCUUUUCAGCAAAGCCCCUUAUGAUGUUUUGCCGAAAGAUAAUAAAAACAUUUUUUCACUUUUAAAAUUUACAGGUUUGACACAUUCAAGCUGUGAAGUUCUAGGGUCGUAUGGGGUGGAUAACCCGUUUAACGGUCCCGAUCAAAUCUGCUUCAAUGGCAGAUUACAACACGACUACAUUCUGAAAUAUACAGCAGACCUGCUAGCGACGAUCAGCACUUCUAGGAAAUCUCGUCCGUUGUUCUCUUUCACAAGCCUUAAUGUUGCUCACGACGAUGAAGGGCGAAGAAUACAAUCGUUAGACUCCGAUCUAGCACGUUACGUUACUACUAUGGCGACCAAUCAAGACACGCUAACAAUUCUUUUGGCGGACCAUGGUAAUACGUAUACCGAGUACACUUAUACAAGCUUGGAAGGUCGCUUUGAGAUGUUCCAUCCAAGCCUAUUCGUAAUAGUGCCAAAGAAAGUCGCAGGACUUUUGGGCAAGGAUGCUAUGAACGCUUUGGAAGUGAACCAAAGGAGACUGGUAACCAUGAUCGACUUGCAUCGAUCUUUUAUGUCACUUGCUGGGCCGAUAACAAGAUUUGUUAACUCGACGGGGAUAUUUACCCCCAUAUCGCCUGGUCGAACAUGUCACGACGUCGAGCUUAGGACACCAAAUCUAUGCGUAUGUGAAGGAUGGGACAGUCCCACGACAAACGAUUCUUCAAAAAUUUCCCUCGUAGAGUUCGCAGUGGGUGAACUUAAUAACAUGAUAUUAGCACAGUUCACGAAAAAUCCGAAGAGCAACGCCGCGAAGCAAUAUCCUGUUUUAGGCGCUUGCAAAAGACUGCGACCUUUGCGGUUCGAAAAUGUUCGCGAACGCGGUUCGAGAGAAGACGGGGCUCUAAUCACGACUUUUGACGUUUAUGUUCGGGCGGGAAACGUCGUAAAACAGGAUGAAGAUGUUAUCCACUUGGAAGUGAAAUCAAAGGCUGUGGCUGAUUAUCAUUCGUUGGAAAUGGAGUUGAUCCAUUUCGAUAGACUGACGCUGUUUGGGAAAUACACGCUAUGCGCUGACCAGGAUGUACUACCCAAACUGUGCAUUUGUUCAGAGGAAAAGGACCGGGAGAAUAGAACCACGAAAUUAGAGAAAGUUCCAUGGGCUGAUUACACUACAUUUUUAUUCAAAAGCGCCAAAGUCCAAUCUAUUGGUGAUUUCGAAUGUUUGGUUUUGAUAACUCGAAAUCACAGUUCAGGGCAAAGUUUAGCCAUCGAAGUCGCAAACGCAUGCCCUUAUGAAAGUUUUACAUUGGACAUUUCAGCCGUUUUUGAGAACUUAAAGCUGUCAAGGAAAAUUCCCUUUGAAAUGACUAGUCAAGCUGGAAGCAUUAAAUUUGCGUUUUCCGCUCAAAUUGAGACUAAUUCCUGGGACACGCACUUGGAUGUUUCUGUGAAUAUAAAGGAGGUGACAACAACGCAGAUAUUGAAAUAA
Messenger RNA from Porites lobata, 3185 nucleotides. The record is from the annotation of a GenBank genome assembly. NCBI's taxonomy places the organism in Eukaryota, Metazoa, Cnidaria, Anthozoa, Scleractinia, Poritidae.